AUGGUUAUGGGCGGUGCGCUGUUCCCAUGGCUGGCAUGGUUGCUCCUCUCCCUCGUCGGCAUCUACCUCCUCGGCCAUCUCGUGCACGGCCGUCGUCGCCGUGGUCUACCGCCAGGACCCCACCCACUGCCCGUCAUCGGCAGCCUCCACCUCCUCGGUAACCAGCCGCACCGCUCCCUCGCCAGGCUCGCCAAGGUCCACGGCCCGCUCAUGUCCCUCCGCCUGGGCGCGGUGACCACGGUGGUGGCCUCCUCUCCGGCCGCCGCUCGGGAGAUCCUGCAGCGGCACGACGCCGUCUUCAGCAACAGGUCCGUGCCGGACGCGCCCGGCGCGCACGCCAAGAACUCGUCGGUCUGGCUGCCCAACGCGCCGCGCUGGCGCGCGCUGCGGAAGAUCAUGGGCGCCGAGCUGUUCGCGCCGCACAGGCUGGACGCGCUCCAGCACCUCCGGCGCGACAAGGUGCAGGAGCUCGUGGACCACGUCGGGCGGCUGGCGUGCAAGGGGGAGGCCGUGAUUGUCGGCCGCGUCGCGUUCACCACCAGCCUGAACCUCGUCGCGCGCACCAUCUUCUCCCGCGACCUCACCAGCCUCGACGACGACGGCGGGUCCAGGGAGUUCCAGGAGGUGGUGACGGACAUCAUGGAGGCCGUGGGCAGCCCCAACGUGUCCGACUUCUUCCCGGCGCUCGCGCCCGCCGACCUGCAGGGCUGGCGCCGGCGGUUGGCAGGGCUGUUCGCGCGGCUGCACCGGAUCUUCGAUGAGGAGAUCGACGGGAGGCUGCGUGGCCGCGAGGCUGGCGAGCCCAAGAAGAACGACUUCCUCGACCUGCUGCUGGACGCCGCCGAGGACGACGACAACACGGCGGGGUUGGAUCGCGACACACUCCGUUCACUCUUCACGGAUUUGUUUUCUGCUGGGAGUGACACAAGCUCCAGCACAGUGGAAUGGGCAAUGACGGAGUUGCUUCGAAGCCCAACUUCAAUGGCUAAGGUCUGCGAUGAGCUUGCUACCGUCAUUGGCCCAAGAAAAAGCAUCCAAGAAUCUGAUAUUGGCCGGUUGCCCUACCUUCAAGCCGUGGUAAAAGAAACUUUCAGACUACAUCCUCCUGCUCCACUGUUGCUACCACGGCGUGCUCAGGCCGACGUAAAAAUCAUGGGGUACACGAUCCCAGAAGGCUCUCGUGUGUUCGUAAAUGUGUGGGCAAUGGGUCGAGACGAAGAGACGUGGCCUGAACCUGAGAAGUUUCUGCCCGAGAGGUUUCUGGGGAAGACGGUCGAUCUUAGAGGCGGGGACUUUGAUCUCAUCCCGUUCGGCGGAGGACGGCGGAUCUGCCCUGGAAUGCCGUUGGCGAUCAGGAUGGUGCAUCUGCUUCUUGCGUCGCUGUUGAAUCAGUUUACAUGGAGGCUUCCAGUUGAGGUUGGGAGAAAUGGAGUUGACAUGGCUGAGAAUUUUGGCGUGACAUUGACCAAGGCUGUGCCUCUUUGUGCCAUAGCUACUAGAAUUUGA
Messenger RNA from Miscanthus lutarioriparius, 1506 nucleotides. The record is from the annotation of a GenBank genome assembly. Lineage: Eukaryota; Viridiplantae; Streptophyta; Magnoliopsida; Poales; Poaceae.